UUUGCCUUCCUCCCUCCUGAGUCUGAGUUCCGCCUCCACCAGCAGCAUGAGCCGCCAGUUCACCUGCAAGUCGGGAGCUGCCACCAAGGGGGGCUUCAGUGGCUGCUCCGCUGUGCUCUCAGGGGGCAGCUCGCCCUCCUUCCGGGCAGGGGGCAAAGGGCUCAGCGGGGGCUUUGGGAGUCGGAGCCUCUACAGCCUGGGGGGCUCCCGGGGCAUCUCCUUCAACGUGGCCAGUGGCAGCGGGAAGAGUGGAGGUUAUGGAUUUGGCCGGGGCCGGGCCAGCGGUUUUGCUGGCAGCAUGUUUGGCAGUGUGGUCUUGGGACCUGUGUGCCCAACUGUGUGCCCGCCUGGAGGCAUCCACCAGGUCACUGUCAAUGAGAGCCUCUUGGCCCCCCUCAAUGUGGAGCUGGACCCUGAGAUCCAGAAAGUGCGUGCCCAGGAGCGGGAGCAGAUCAAGGUGCUGAACAACAAGUUUGCCUCCUUCAUCGACAAGGUGCGGUUCCUGGAGCAGCAGAACCAGGUGCUGGAGACCAAGUGGGAGCUGCUGCAGCAGCUGGACCUGAACAACUGCAAGAACAACCUGGAGCCCGUCCUAGAGGGCUACAUCAGCAGCCUGCGGAAGCAGCUGGAGACGCUGUCGGGGGACAGGGUGAGGCUGGACUCGGAGCUGAGGAGCGUGCGGGACGUGGUGGAGGACUACAAGAAGAGGUAUGAGGAAGAAAUCAACAGGCGGACAGCUGCAGAGAACGAGUUUGUGCUGCUCAAGAAGGACGUGGACGCAGCUUAUGCCAAUAAGGUGGAGCUGCAAGCCAAGGUGGACUCCAUGGACCAGGAGAUCAAGUUCUUCAAGUGUCUCUUUGAAGCCGAGAUCACUCAGAUCCAGUCCCACAUCAGCGACAUGUCUGUCAUCCUGUCCAUGGACAACAACCGGGACCUGAACCUGGACAGCAUCAUAGACGAGGUUCGGGCCCAGUACGAGGAGAUUGCCCACAAGAGCAAGGCCGAGGCCGAGGCCCUGUACCAGACCAAGUUCCAGGAACUGCAGCUGGCAGCUGGCCGGCAUGGGGACGACCUGAAAAACACCAAGAAUGAAAUCUCGGAGCUCACCCGGCUCAUCCAGAGAAUCCGCUCAGAGAUUGAGAAUGUGAAGAAGCAGGCUUCCAACCUGGAGACGGCCAUCGCCGAUGCCGAGCAGCGGGGGGACAAUGCCCUGAAAGACGCCCGGGCCAAGCUGGACGAGCUGGAGGCUGCCCUGCACCAGGGCAAGGAGGAGCUGGCCCGGAUGCUGCGUGAGUACCAGGAGCUCAUGAGCCUGAAGCUGGCCCUGGAUAUGGAGAUCGCCACCUACCGCAAGCUGCUGGAGAGCGAGGAGUGCCGGAUGUCAGGAGAAUAUCCUUCCCCUGUCAGCAUCUCCAUCAUCAGCAGCACCAGUGGCAGCAGUGGCUAUGGCUUCCGGCCCAGCUCCGUCAGUGGCGGCUACGUGGCCAGCAGCGGCAGCUGUAUCUCUGGAGUGUGCAGCGUCCGUGGAGGGGAUGCCCGGAGCCGGGGCAGCACCAGUGACUACAAGGAUACCCUGGGGAAGGGCUCCAGCCUGAGCGCCCCCUCCAAGAAAGCCAGUCGGUAGAGAGGGCUGCCCAUGCCCUCCUGCCACCCCUGUGUCCCCAGCAGGGGCUCUGGCUCCCACACGUGCUCUGCCCAGCCCACUGUCAGCCCCACCCCCACCCUGCUGGCCCUGCUUUUGUACCCCAGGCUCUGGCCUUGGCCACCUCACUUCUCCCAACCUGUGUCUUCCGGAGCCUGGACAGGUGUGGACGACUAACCCUGUGAAAUUCCUCCCUGCACACGCCUGGCAUCCUUGGCUGUGGUCCCCCAGCCAUGCCGUCAGCUCAGACCCUGGUUCCGGGCUCUGGCCCAGCCUCCAACUACUCUGUCUGGGCCCUGGAUCUCAGACCAAGGCCCCUCUCACACUGGGACCUUUAUCCCGGAACCUGACUGCGCUAGGAGCUGUCUCUCUGUCCAAGAAAAGGAGGACUAAAGGACAAACAACUGAGAGGCCUAGUCCCCACCUAACCCGCUCAGACUCGCAACUCAUUCUGAAUGAAACCAAGCACAGUGCAGCGUCUCUCUUCACUCUCUGCGCCCAGAAGCAGAGAGGAGGAGGCCCGUUCACUUCUUUCUUCUCAUAGGCCCUCCCACUGCAUCCUCAAUAAACAGCACAAUCUGA
Messenger RNA from Myotis daubentonii (Daubenton's bat), 2224 nucleotides. It is a transcript of the gene KRT71, whose product is annotated as keratin 71. Lineage: Eukaryota; Metazoa; Chordata; Mammalia; Chiroptera; Vespertilionidae. Gene Ontology annotation, biological process: keratinization; intermediate filament organization. Gene Ontology annotation, cellular component: keratin filament. The record is from RefSeq and is a predicted model, not a curated record. Gene Ontology annotation, molecular function: structural constituent of skin epidermis.